CCGGUCAAAAGCGGCGGUGAGCCGAGCAACUGUUGGAACUCACAUCGAGUGCAAUCACAUUCAGCUGGUUGGCCAAGUCGUCCGCGGAAGCGUCAAAAGCGGACUUCAGCAAAGCUAAUCCAACGGCACCGAUGUCAGCACCCACGAGGACACUGUGUUGUCCACCUCCGCUCCGGAAUUCGGUCCUGCCCGGGACGAGGACAUUUUACGCAGCUGCAUCGACAUGGGGAUCUGGAGCAGCCAUUGAAUGUCGGUAUCGGCCAUCCCACCCUUUACCAACAAAGACACAUGCGCGAAAUCUAUCCACAACCCCGCGACGGACCUUUCCCCGACCAUCCACGCCUAGAAAUGGUCUUGCAACCGUCCAAGAUUCCAAGGUCCCGAUAGAACCGCUACCAGUGGUCUGGUUCACCGCGCACCCACCAUUAUUAUCUCCCAACCCGAGCAACAAACCACCAGACGAAAGAAAAGUGAAGCUCGGCAAAACCCUGCGCAUCCUCCAAGAACGCCUCCCAACCCUCCUCCAGUCCCCCUUGCCGCAAGAGGUGCUCUCGCCGCACAUCACGCUGCACCUAUUCCCCUCGACGCACCCACACCUGCCGACGGUGACGGGGCGGGUGGCGUACAUCGCGGCGCUGUGGUCGAGCCCGAUCGCGUGGAACCGCGUGCCGCUGGUGGGCAACGUGCGCCUGGAGAUCCUCUCGGAGCGCAUGGUCGACCACCCGAUCUACCCGACCCUACCGGGGGGCAGGCGGCCGGAGGGCGCGUGCAGCGAGCAGCUGAUCGUGCGGUGGCGGACGGUUGGCGGCGGCGGGAGCAGGAUCGUCAAGGGUCUGCUGAGCUUCGUGGGGAACGGGAAUGGUAGAGGGAAGGGCAAUGGGCAAGGAGAAGGACCGAAAGGGGUGGUGGCGGGGAGUGGGAUACAGGGGAAGGAUGGCGAGGAAAAGGAGGGAGGAAGCGUGAAGUCGGAGGCGGGUGGGACUGAGGUGAAAGCGCCGGUGGGGAUGGCACAGCCUGCGGGAACGAGCAAUAAGGAGUUCACUGGGCUGUUUAUCUUCGACUUCGAUGGGGAAGGGAGGAUUUUAAGCCAUACCAUUGAGCACGUGCAGGAGGGCGGGCAGUGGGAAAAGGGGGUAGGUGCUAAGGUGGUGGGUUUGACGGAUUGGUUGUUGGGCGGGAUUAAAGGGGCCGAUGCACCGUGUCCUGCUUUUGCACGGGCGAGGUGGCGGAAGGGGAGGGAAUGACCUCCCCGGCAAGGGAGCGUCAGUCAGUAGAGUUCUACGCCCAAGCGUUGUACAACAGACGUGUUUGGUUUUCCAGCCUGGGAGGCGCUCUCAGAACGACAUGGCGCUGGAGAACGGCGGCGGAGCCAAUGAUGCAUGUUCGGCGCUAGGAGUUUUGGUUGGGUUUGAUACAUUUGACGGACAGGCAUUGUAUU
This is a messenger RNA of Chaetomium strumarium, 1438 nucleotides long. RefSeq lists its product as uncharacterized. The record is from RefSeq and is a predicted model, not a curated record. The coding region runs from base 132 to 1244 and encodes 370 amino acids. The transcript has 3 exons. NCBI's taxonomy places the organism in Eukaryota, Fungi, Ascomycota, Sordariomycetes, Sordariales, Chaetomiaceae.